AUACUCCGUGAUCCUGAUCAGAAGGCAGAGUAUGACUACAUGUUAAAUAAUCCAGAGCAAAUGUAUUAUCAUUACUAUCGCUACUAUCGUCGCCGAUAUGCUGCCAAGGUGGAUAUAAUACGUAAUUUUUAA
Protopolystoma xenopodis is the source of this 132-nucleotide messenger RNA. The record is from the annotation of a GenBank genome assembly. NCBI's taxonomy places the organism in Eukaryota, Metazoa, Platyhelminthes, Monogenea, Polystomatidea, Polystomatidae.